Molecule: messenger RNA, 6025 nt
Organism: Oncorhynchus tshawytscha (Chinook salmon)
Lineage: Eukaryota; Metazoa; Chordata; Actinopteri; Salmoniformes; Salmonidae
Product: zinc finger protein 768-like
Exons: 7
Coding region: 598-2520 (640 amino acids)
Cellular component (GO): nucleus
Source: RefSeq, a predicted model, not a curated record
UCAAGAACACUGCUGGGUUGUUCACGCUCAACAGUUAACCAUGGGAAUCAAGAAUGGUCCACCUCCCAAACGACAUCCAGCCGACUUGACACAAAUGUUGGAAGCAUUGGAAUCAACAUGGGCCAGGAUGCCUGUGGGAUGUUUUCAAACCCUUAUAGUCCAUACCCAACUAAUUGAGGCUGUUCUGAGGGCACAAGGGGAUGCAACUCAAUAUUAGGAAGGUGUUCCUAAUGUUUUGUACACUCAGUGUUUGUGUAGGGUUUGGAUGGUGCAAUUGGUGUGCCCCCCGAAUUUGUGACAAAAUGUGCAAUUCACAGUCCAAUCUGUAAAAGGCAGCAGCAAUAGGUUACGCCACGCAGCUUCUAGCCUACCGGAAACGCAUACGAAGAAGAAAGGGAAGUGAACAGUGACCAAGAAACAAUUUCCACGUUAGCGUUUUUGUUGUUAUUUAGACGUUUAUUAACAACCUGUAACUCAUAAUAUGACUCAUUUAACUGCACAGCAUCGAAUACGUAUCCCAUGUGGUGUUUAAUUCGCUCUAGAGACAGAACGGGGUUGAUAGAUGUUAUCUAGGUAACGCUAGCUAAGUUGCUAACAAUGGCUAACUGUAUGGUUUUUCACACUCAAAUAGCCUCCAUCAUGGAGGUGCUAGCGAAUGCAGCCGUGGCAGAGAUCUGUAAACUCGUAGACGACGACUAUGCAGUGUUUCGUUUGGAAAUAACUCAAAGCCGGAAAGAAAACAGGGCAUUGCGGAGGAAACUACUAGAACUGAAGGUGGCACGGGAGCGCGCAGAGAGGACAAUGCGAGAGCGCGUCGUCGCCAGUCGUCCCAGUAGUGUCAAGAUCCUCGACAGAUACAGAGGAAUGGCAAGAGGUGAAGGACAUACCACUGGAGGCCAAAGGAGCUUUGUGAAGCCAGCGGGACACAAUACAUGGAGAGAUGACCAACCAAUCACUGUUGAUGAGGGUGGUGGAACCUCAAACCAGCACGUUAUUGUGAUAGAGUCUGCAGAUGCAGAGGCUACAGGUCCUGGGGUCAAGCAGGAGAGGUCUGAAGGAGAGGAGGAUCCAUGGCACAGCAGAGACAUCCAGGCUGGAGUAGCUGGAGCACCCCCUGUAGCCACAGAGGACCCCACCCCCGCCCCAGCACUGCCCAGGACCCGACGCAGCAUCACGGAGGAGGAGGGUCCAGAGGUGCUGCUGGUUAAGGAGGAGGGGUGUGAGGAGGGUCUGGAAAACCCUGAGGUGACCAUUGUCAUGGAAGACAGCCAGACUACACCUCCUCCUGAACCCCCAGCUGAGCAGCACAGGACAACACACAGUCUCACAGAGUCAGUAGUCAUAGAGGAUGGGAAGCCUGAUCUGCUGCUGGUCAAAGAGGAGACGAUAGAGGAUGGACCAGAGAGCAUUGAUCUGCUGAGUGGACUAAAGAUGGGGGAGCAAGGUGAUUGGCUGGAUGAUAACAGAGGAGACUGGGCGGCCAUCUUGGAUUUCCAGACCCCGACCGGUGCAGCUAAGGUUCCAGGGAACAACAUCACUGAGCAGGCCAGGACCAGUGAUGACAUAAUUGAGUCUGCAGUCAAUGAGGACCAGUUGAUACCUGGUGUUGCUUUUGGGAGAGACUGGACUUCUGAGGUGCCUGGUCACAAACCCUGGCCCCGGAUCAGAACCCUGGGUCCGGAGCCGUCACUCUUUCUUCCCGGGUUGAAACCAGGACAGAACCACAAGGGACAGAGACUCCACCACACAGAACACAACCAGUGGACAGGUGGACUGAAUAACCUCAGUCCUGGUGGUCAUCAGAGAGACAGAGGCUCCAGUCAGGGAUCCAGUCUGCAGCCCAGACCCUUCUCUUCACAAUCUCAGUGCAGGGAUGAUACAGGGCCUGGGGCUGAUGGAGAUAGACCCUCCUGUUCCUAUGAUACAAACACCACAGUAUCCAUGAUGAACAGAGCAGGUCACCCUGGGCUUCAGCCUUCACAGAGAGUGGUGGGAGAAACCCCGGGUGGUAGUCUAUCAGCAGGUCUGUCUUCUCCUUCAGGGUUUCAUCUAAUGCCUGGUGACUUGGUUCAUAGAAGGUCUGGACCUGGAUCUAGGUUUCCUCAGUUACUUCAUGGUUACCCCACCAAUACAGACAGGGUCAGAAUGGGUGUUCAUCACAAGAGGUAUCUAGCUUAUAACACAGCACACAAUCCCAACAACACCCAACCAAUGGCUAGAGGUCAAGGAGGGAGCUCAAACACUAACCACCUGAGGGCAGUGGCUCCUGCUUCUACCUCUGGUGUCAUUGGGUCACAACGUGGGAGGCAGAGUAUUAGGACGGAUGCAGACAAGCCAUACGCCUGCCCCAUGUGUGGGAAGCGCUUCGCUGAUGCAAAUUAUGUGAAGAGGCACCAGACCGUUCACACCAAGGAGAAGCCCUUCAAGUGCAAACUAUGUUACAAGAGCUUCUCCUUCUUGACUAGCCUUAUCAGACAUAAGAGUGUCCACAAAGGGGAAAAUCAUAGCAGUGUGGCUUGAGAAGUACGCAGGGGAUGUCUGGGAACUAUUCUUUAGCUGAAAUAUAGUUCUCAUGUGAAGUGUCUUGGGGUAAGAGGAUAAUUAAUCACAUACCCCUCAUUAACUUGUAAUUUAAAAACAGGCUUGUGUAAAUACUGGUUUUUAGAGAGACAAUAAACCUAGGCUAGAACAAAGACAGUUUAAUAUUUACCUUACUGAGGUAAUGUAGAUGGAAUAAAUUCUACUUUUCUAAACAAGUCUGCUCUCAGCUUGAAAGAUACAGUACUUCUCAUAGGAGAUUUGAUGUGUAACAUAAUAAGCAGUACCAUACUUCCAAGAACAGCACGCAUCCAUUUUUCAUUUAGCUACACCUUUGAGCUAUGAUGCCAACCAAUAAAGAAGGUUACGUAUGUAACCACGGUUAUGUGAGCUAUAUGGAUCACUCCAAUAUAUUGGUAUCACUACGUGGUAGAGGGAUACAUCCGAGAUGAGGAUUUACAGAUUUAUUCCAGUGUACGGCUGGGGUACGCCCCUAUAUAUAGACCCCAUGGCAGCGACACACGUUCUCUACAUAAUUUGAGGCGCCACUAGCACUGUAGAGGAUUGGAGUAACCCAUAUAGCUUACAUAACCGUGGUUACAUACGUAACCUUUUAUUUUUCACUAUAUUGGAUCACUCCAAUAUAUUGGUAUACUCGUACCAAAUUUAGUCGGUGCUAGAAGUAACUGGCCAGUCAGCGGCAAAAUCCCAGCGCCGGAUCGAGAUGUAAGAGCCGUCAAUGUGGAAGGGGGCAAUGUCCCGGGACGAGGCGGCUACGCCGAGGACUGCUGUACAAACCACAGAGGGAGGUGCCACAUUUACCUGAUAGUACCUAGCAAAGGUGCGAGAGGAAGCCCAGCUGGCUGCAGCACAGAUAUCAGCGAGGGGCACUCCUCUCAGUAGAGCCCAGGACGCAGCCACACCUCAUGUUGAUUGUGCCACCACAGAUCCCAGCACUGGCCUGCCAGCCAGGCGGUAUGCUGUUGUAAUCGUGUCCACGAUCCAGUGAGAGAGCCUCUGCUUUGAUAGCCCAGGCAUCAGGACUCUCUUACCGUAGCAGACAAAGACCUGGUCUGUUGUUCACUCUGACCAUAUCCGCUCCAUAUAGGCAGCCAGUGCCUGCACAGGGCACAGCAUGCCGGAGGGAGGCCCUCCGGUUAGAAGCCAGUGUCCCUCCGCCACUGUCGGAGGGUCGUAAGCAGACAGGAUAAAAGGGAUGUCUGACAGAACCUUCGGGAGAAAUUAAGAGUUGGGGCAAAGAGAUAUACUUCUUCCACCGGGGUCCAUCCGGUAGCACUCAGAACUUACCGAAAGAGUAUGGAGCUCACCCUCUUCAUGGAAGUAAUCGCUACCAAGAAAGCCACCUUCAUAGAGAGGUGGUUUCAGGGUGGCAGACUCCCAACAGUUCAAAGGAGGCUUUGCCAAAGUUGCCAAGACCACAUCCAGAUCCCAGCUCACCAUUGAGAGGGUCCUAGCUGGAUGCAGGUGGCAAACCCUCUUCAUAAAACUGGAGACCAAAGGGAUGGUACUCCACUGGCCUGUCCAUCAACCCCACAUUGCAGGCAGAUAUAGCAGCCAAAUACCCUCAGUGUAGAGACUGCCAAGCCCUCAUCCAAACCAGACUGCAGGUAUUGGAGGACUUACUGCACCAUGCAUGACUCGGGCACAACCUCAAUACCAGUGCACCAAGAGCAGAACAACCGCCAGCGCAACUGGCAUGCUGCGGUUGUAGCCGGUGCCCUUGCCCGUCUGUGCUGACCAGCUCCCGGCGGCACAUCCUCCGCAUCUCCACCCCACCUGAGAGAAAGGAGCGACAGCGCCACCUCAACAAUGCCCUGAGGCACUGUGCAGUGGCGCUUCGGGUGCAGCCGGUGUGAGAUGAACCACCAUUGAAGAGGCCGGAUUUGAAGCAGGCCCAGGGGAAUCAGCAACAAGGCCGCCGUCAGCAAGCCCAUCAGGUGUUGGCAGGUCAAGGUGGAUUCUACCCACCCCUGCCAAAAGUGGUUUAGGCAAGAUAUGUUCGCCUGAACCCUUCUGGAGGGCAGGCGUGCUCAUGAGGACUGAGUCCAGCUCCAUGACAAUGAAGGCCACCCUCUGGGUUGGCGUCAGAUGACUCUUGUCGUUUACAGUAAUGCCCAGCCCGCCGAUGUGGGUCAGGAGCAUGUCUCUGUGUGACAGGACCUGGGUCCAGACGACUGUCCAGAUAAUUGAGGAUCAACAAUCCUCGGGACUUGAGAGGUGCCAGGUCAGCAUCCAUGAACUUUGUGAAAGUGCGGGGUGCCAAGGAGAGCCCAAAGGGAAGAUCCUGAAUUCGUAAGCUGUCCCUUCAAAAGUGAAUCGGAGGUACUGCCAUGUGGCCAGCUGCAAACAGCCAGUGAGUUUACUUCCACGCAAGAUAUUAAUACACUUAUUAUUAUUAAUACAUUUACACAUAUUACACUUACCAGUGACUUACCAAGCGAACUUCAGGAAGUUUAUACCUCAAACCAUAUGAACGUCUGCCGAGAAAAUGAAAGAGAACGUGUGUCGCGGCCUUGGGGUCUAUUUAUAGGGGCGGACCCCAGCCUUGACACAGGUGUACACCGGAGUAAAUCUGUAAAUCCUCGCCUUGGAUGUAUCCCUCUGUUGCAGAGUGAUACCAAUAUAUCGGAGUGAUUCAAUAUAGUGAAACAUAGCAGGGUAUUGCGGAGUAAACUACAGCUGCUGGAACUGAAGGUGGCACGGGAGCAAAGGACAAUGCAAGAGAUCGUCAUCCCAGUAGUGUCAAGAUCCUCGGUAUCUCCUCCAAUACCGAGGAGUGGAAUGGCCAGAGGUUCGUACAUUUUGCGGAAGGCCGAGGCUGACUAGCGGCAUUUCCACUAGUUAUCACAAAGUCAAUGUUGUAACAAUGUAUAAACACAAUAAUGUGCUUUUUGACCUUCAUUUCCGGUUAGGUUAAGGUUUAAAAUCACAUUUGAAGAAGAUACAUUGUAGAAAUAGGAUGGGGGGGGUUAUGACUUUGUGGCUGUGGUAACUAGUGACGACCCGGUUGCGGGGCCUCUAGCGCAUGUGUGACUUGCAUGGAUCCAUGAGCACCAACAUGUGACGUUCAUAGGAGCAUGUCAAAUGAAAGCGGUCUAUAUUUUCUGAAAUGAAGGCAUAUAUACAUGUUCAAUAAUUUUCCAACCUCAAAAUGUUGAAUAAACAAAAGCUUUAAAACAGAUGGAUAAGGGGCCUUAGAAAAUGUCUACCAGAAUGUCUUAAAAGGUAUUAGAAAUACAUCAAAACACGAUGAUGUUGAAGACCCAUGCCAACAUUGCCUUGUGGAUUGAAAUUCCGUUACCAAAAACCCACAUCUUUAAGAUAUUCUCUCCCUCAUGAGGAGAGAGGAUCAAGUAAAAGUUCAGAUGUAAUAAGUGAAGGUAGACCUAUCAAUUAGUUAUUGUUUUUACUGAUAUCAAUUUUGUUUCUGAAUUAUUAAGUGAUUAAAACUCAAUAUAUAAAAUCA